UGGACAAUUGGUAUUUUGCUAAGAGUGAUCUUUGUCUAUACAAAAGUUAGUUUUUAGUUUCGAUACAAUGCUGCUUUUCUCCCAAAAGCUAGUCUUCCGCCCACCUUCUAUCUUCACCUUCUAUCCCCGCCUUCUACACCCUCCCUGUGUAUUCUAUUCUUGGUAAAUUCAUGCCAUAACUCAGAUUUAUCCAGUGGUAUGCCGCCCUCUGUGCAGUCCGUUUCUCCAGCAUACCUCCACCAUCGACAUCUCAUUCCCAUUUACCACCAUGUCGUACCCAACCUCUCCAGUGGAGGACUUGCACCAGGUCGUGCCUAUUCCCGUCGACUUGGAUGCCAUAGACAACGAACCGUUAUCGCCUGGGCCUGAACUGUGGCCCCCCAAAUCCACCACCAGAUCGGUUCUCCACGGCCUUGGGGUGGUGCAAAAAUAUAGUGCCUAUGGCUUUUGCACGUUCUUGGGGCUCCAUGUGGCCUCCACCGUGAUUGUACCCAUCCUUCCGAUGGUGCCCCAUGAAAUCAAGCAGGAAGUGUUUGAAAUGGCCCGCUCCAUCUACCAACAGGUGCCGUUAUUUGAGAGCGUGAUGAUCAUCGGCGCAGCUGCUGUCCAUGUGGCCUCGGGAAUAGGCAUCAGGAUAUGUAGAAACAUAUUGAAGAAGCACAAGAAGGACACCAACGAGUUGCGCAGCAAUUUCACCAAGGCGUUGGAAGAGCCAGUCAUCAAGGACGACACUAGAGAUGACAUUGGGCUAGGAGGAAUCACCGGAAUUCUUGGCUUGGGGUACAGAAAGUCCUGGAUUUCUAGACAGCUCCCAGGCAUGAGUCCAUUGUCAUUCUCGGGGUACAUCUUGAUCCCGUUGGUGGCGUUGCAUUUCACGAAAUUCCGGUACUUGCCCAUUGCUGUGGGUGAAGACUCAUCAUUGGUGAAUUUGGACUACAUCACCUACUACCUCAACCACAGCAAAGUUUACCUUGGUAACGCCUUGAACUUUGGGGCCUUGCUCCUGCUUUUAUGGGUGAUGAUGUACCAUUCUGUCAGUGGCAUGCUCAGAAUCAACCGCAAGUUCUCGAUGAAAUGGAAGCAGUUUGGCUACGUCGUGAUCAAUGGAGUUACGCUCAUGGGCCUUGCCACCAUGGUGGUGUUCAAGCGGGCUCCGGUGGAUUCCACCGGCUACAUUGGCAGAUCGUUCUUAAAAUAUCUCAACCACUUCUGGUUUUAAAUAGUGCCUGUCGACACUUAUCCAGCCAUUCACACUGCAACAAGAUACAGUCUUAGUAGAUCGAGCUAAUC
Molecule: messenger RNA, 1290 nt
Organism: Suhomyces tanzawaensis NRRL Y-17324
Lineage: Eukaryota; Fungi; Ascomycota; Pichiomycetes; Serinales; Debaryomycetaceae
Exons: 1
Coding region: 269-1219 (316 amino acids)
Biological process (GO): lipid homeostasis; mitochondrion organization
Cellular component (GO): mitochondrial outer membrane
Source: RefSeq, a predicted model, not a curated record